AUGUUAUCACGUUCAAUUAAAACAAGUUCAAUCUUUCAAAUAGGAAGAACCACCAUGUCCAAGAGAUAUUCCUCCAUUAUUUCUGUUCAUAGAGAUACUCCAGAAGAUAAUCAAAAUAUACCAUUUGAAUUCAAUUCUGAAAACUUGAAAAGAGCUCAAGAAAUCAUUGCCAAAUAUCCACCACAAUAUAAGAAGGGAGCAUGUAUGCCACUUUUGGAUUUAGGACAACGUCAAUUAGGAUUCACUUCUAUUAGUGUCAUGAAUUAUGUUGCUAAGAUGUUGGAUAUGCCACCUAUGAGAGUAUAUGAAGUUGCUACUUUUUAUACCAUGUAUAAUAGAAAACCAAUGGGAAAAUAUAAUUUACAAGUCUGUACUACUACCCCAUGUCAAUUAUGUGGUAGUGAUGGUAUUAUGAAGGCUGUACAAGAUCAUUUAGGUAUCAAACCAGGACAAACCACUCCAGAUAAAUUGUUUACAUUACAAGAAGUUGAAUGUUUAGGUGCAUGUGUUAAUGCCCCAAUGCUUGCUGUUAAUGAUGAUUACCAUGAAGAUUUGACUCCUGAAGCUACUGUUGAUAUUUUGAAACAAUUACAAGCUGGUAAGGAAUUGACUAAGAUUGGACCUGUUUCUGGUAGAGAAUCCUGUGAACCACAUAGUGGAAGAAAGGUGUUGUUAAAUGCUGAACCAAAUGACAUUAGAAACUUUACUAGAGCUGACUUGUAG
Molecule: messenger RNA, 723 nt
Organism: Hemisphaericaspora subhashii
Lineage: Eukaryota; Fungi; Ascomycota; Pichiomycetes; Serinales; Debaryomycetaceae
Exons: 1
Coding region: 1-723 (240 amino acids)
Molecular function (GO): NADH dehydrogenase activity
Source: RefSeq, a predicted model, not a curated record